AUGUCCGGACCCCAGACCCCAGAACCGACCCUCAGUGUACAGGGGGACUCCCCCAUGGGCACAAGGGAUGAGGACGCUGCUGAUGGCAUCCAGCACUCACAUCGCAUGCUCAGCUUCAGUGACGCACUCCUGUCCAUCAUCGCCACCGUGAUGAUCCUGCCUGUGACCCACACGGAGAUCUCCCCGGAACAGUUUGACAAAAGUAUACAGAAGCUUCUAGCGACCAGGAUUGCGGUCUAUCUGAUGACGUUUCUCAUCGUGACUGUGGCCUGGGCAGCACACACGAGACUGUUCCAGGUUGUUGGGAAGAUAGAUGACACGCUUGCCUUGCUCAACCUGGCCUGCAUGAUGACCAUCACCUUCCUGCCGUUCACCUUUUCCUUAAUGGUGACGUUCCCCGACGUGCCUCUGGGCAUCUUCCUGUUCUGCAUGUGUGUGAUCGCCAUCGGGGCCGUGCAGGCGCUGAUCGUGGUGUACGCCUUCCACUUUCCCUACCUCCUGAACCCCCAGAUCGAGCGCGCGCCCCACAGGGCCCUCUACCGGCAGCACAUCCUGCGCAUCGUCCUCAGGGGCCCGGCGCUGUGCUUCGUGGCCGCCGGCUUCUCCUUGUUCUUCUACCCCUUGUCAUACCUGCUGAUGGCGAUGGUCAUCUUCCUCCCCUACGUCAGCAAGGCGUCCAGCUGGUGCAAGGGCAGGCUCGUGGGCCCCCAAGAGCCCCCAGCUCACAGCGUGGAGUUCUUCACUUUCGACCUGCACGAACCUCUCAGCAAGGAGCGGGUGGAGGCCUUCAGCGACGGGGUCUACGCCAUUGUGGCCACGCUCCUCAUCCUGGACAUCUGUGAGGACAACGUCCCCGACUCCAAGGACGUGCGGGACAAGUUCCACGGCAGCCUGGUGGCCGCGCUCAGCGCAUACGGGCCGCACUUCCUGGCGUACUUCGGCUCCUUCGCCACGGUGGGCCUGCUUUGGUUCGCGCACCACUCGCUCUUCCUGCACAUCCGCAAAGCCACGCAGUCCAUGGGGCUGCUCAACACGCUGUCGCUGGCCUUCGUGGGCGGCCUCCCCCUGGCCUACCAGCAGACCUCGGCCUUCGCCCGCCAGCCGCGCGACGAGCUCGAGAGCGUGCGCGUCAGCUGCGCCAUCAUCUUCUUUGCCAGCAUCUUCCAGUUUGCCAUCUGGACGACGGCCCUGCUGCAGGAGCGGGAGACGCUGCAGCCCUCCGCUCGGUUCGGGGGCCGCGAGCACGCGUUCAUGUUCGCCAAGCUCGCGCUGUACCCGUGCGCCAGCCUGCUGGCCUUCGCGUCCACCUGCUUCCUGAGCAGGGUCAGCACGGCCAUCUUCCACCUCACGCAGAUCGCGGUGCCCCUCACCUUCCUGCUGCUGCGGCUGCUCGUCCGCCUGGCCUCGGCGCUCCUGCGGGCCCUGCGGGGCCUGGCCCGGCCAGCCCCCGGGGCCGAGGAGGACGUGCGGGCCCCUCUCCUCCCUUCCACCUGCUAGCUCGCCCCCUGCCCCGCCCCGCUGUUCGCCCGUUGGGAGUUGGGGUCUCCCCCAGUCCUGCCCCAGGGCUCCCGGGAGGGGCUUUGCUUCUGCCGAGCCGGCAUGCACCUCUGCAGCCCAGGCCCCGUGGCCACGUGCGUUCAGCCAGGCCACGUGGGUGCCGGCCCUCGGCGGGGGUGUCCCCAGGCCCCAGCGUGGCCACCCUGCUGCGUGCAGAGCUCCUGGGCAGCUGCCAGGCACCCCCCCCCCAGUCCCCGGGCACAGAGGACACAGCAGCAGGACAGCAGUGCCCAGACUGUAUUUGUCCUGGAUAUAAAUUAGGGUUACAUUCAGGUAGUGACAAGGUACACACGAGGGCCUGGCUGCCAGGCGCACACUGCCCCGUCGGGGCGCACAGACUCACUUAAAUACAGAAGGACACACGACGACAGACCAGAACCCACACCGAGGCCUGCAAAGCAAAAGUAAUGGCACCAUGGGGACGUCAGAGCAAACACACGUCUGUGUGCUGGAGGCACGAGAUAUGAAUGUUCCGCCACAAGUGGCUGCGACAGUGCAUUUGUGCGGUUUUGGCAGAAGCUCGGGGGACACGGGGCAGGCCCAGCCCAGCCAGCCGGCACCAGCAGCGACGCCAGGACAAGCGGGAGGUGCGCGGUGGGUGGGCCUCUCGGGGCACAGGAGACUCCCCAAGCUGAGGGGCUGGGGCCGCCCCUGCGGGCGCAGUGUAGACGCAGGCGCAGUGUAGACGAGCAGGCGAUUAAAGCUCCUCCCACCUCA
This is a messenger RNA of Canis lupus familiaris (dog), 2274 nucleotides long. It is a transcript of the gene TMEM175, whose product is annotated as transmembrane protein 175. The coding region runs from base 1 to 1497 and encodes 498 amino acids. The transcript is spliced from 10 exons. NCBI's taxonomy places the organism in Eukaryota, Metazoa, Chordata, Mammalia, Carnivora, Canidae. Gene Ontology annotation, molecular function: potassium ion leak channel activity; proton channel activity. The record is from RefSeq and is a predicted model, not a curated record. Gene Ontology annotation, cellular component: lysosome; endosome.